CCAGGGCUCGGCGGCGCUGAGGCCUGGCUUGCGUGCAGCGAGCGGGGUUGGGGGCACUGGGAGUGGCGGGAGCGCUCCCCGCGACCGGGGGGCAGCGCCAUGCCUCACAAGAAGAAGAAACCCUUCAUAGAGAAGAAGAGGGCAGUAACGUUUCACUUAGUGCACAGAAGUCAGCGGGAUCCACUUGCUGCUGAUGAUACUGCUCCCCAGAGAGUUCUGCUGCCUACACAGAAAGGGCAUGAGGAGCAAAGAAGGGAAGAGCAGCGGAAGUACGGCGUCUUCUUUGAUGAUGACUAUGACUAUUUGCAGCAUCUGAAAGAAGCCUCUGGUCCCUCUGAGCUGGUCCCUUCUGUGCGUGGACAGCAAAGCAGAAUCGUUGUUACAAAUGAGGGGCACAUAGAAGAUGAAAUUCAGAGAAUUUCAGCUCCAUCUAUUAAGUUACCUUCCUCAGUAUUUGCCACAGAGUUUGAAGAGGAUGUGGGCUUGUUAAAUAAAGCUGCUCCCGUUUCAGGACCACGACUAGAUUUUGACCCAGAUAUUGUUGCAGCUCUUGAUGAUGAUUUUGACUUUGACAAUCCUGAAAAUAUCCUGGAAGAUGAUUUUGUUCUACAAGCAAAUGAACCACAGAAACGGGGAUCAGAUGCUGAGGAUGAAGAUGAAUGGGAAGAUAUGGAGGAUGAUAGUGAUGAGAAGGAUAGUUGCAGUAGUGAUAAAGACUAUGAUUCAGAAGGUCCUUUAUCAGAUGAUGGGGUUAAUGGACAGGCAAAAGAAUUUCUUUUUAUGCAAGAAGAAACCAGGAGUCGUUUCACAGAAUAUUCUAUGACAUCUUCAGUAAUAAGACGGAACGAGCAGUUAACCCUUUUGGAUGACAGAUUUGAGAAGUUUUAUGAACAAUUUGAUGAAGAUGAAAUUGGAGCCUUAGAUAAUGUGGAGUUAGAAGGCUAUAUUAACACAGACAAUGCUCGGUUGCAAGAAGUCCUGAAUGAUUACUACAAAGAAAAAGCAAAGAAUUGUGUGAAAUUGGAUGCUCUUGAACCCUGUGAAGAUUUGGACUCUCCUGCGAAUGAAGAAAGUGAGGAAGAAAAGGAAGAAAUAAUAUCUGUAGUUAUUGAGGAACCAAAAGAGAAGUGGGAUUGUGAAUCCAUCUUGAGUACAUAUUCAAACUUAUAUAAUCAUCCGACCCUUAUUAAGGAGCCAUCAAAGCCCAAGCCAAUAAAAAUUUCUCAGAAGACUGGAAUUCCUCUACAUAUCUUGCCUCAGAAAGGUCUUACCGCUAAGCAGGUUGAACGCAUGCAAAUGAUUAAUGGCAGUGACCUGCCAAAAGCAUCAACACAACCUCGUUCCAAAGAUGAGAGCAAAGAGGAUCGCAAGGCUAGAAAACAGGCAAUAAAAGAGGAGCGAAAGGAACGCAGAAUGGAGAAGAAAGCCAACAAACUUGCCUUCAAACUGGAGAAAACGAGGCAAGAAAAAGAGUUACUCAAUCUGAAACAAAACAUUCAAGGACUGAAGCUGUCUUGAAACUGAGAAGCUUAUUGUGGAAACAUCCUUAAGUUCUGAUUUGUAUUGAGAAGGGAACUGCCAACUGGAGAACCUUGCCAGUCCUGCUUAAAGGGAAUUGUUCAGAUCUCUCUGUAACAAGACCACAGUAACUUGUUAUUCUUUCUGAAAUUAAAUUCUACAUAAAACAAUGUGUUAGGGAUGUUUAUUCUGUCAUGAAUGACAAGGCAACUGUUGCAAAGUUUCAUUACAGUAUAUAUUAAAAUAAUUAAAAAUAUUUUUGUUACACACUGAACAGAGUUUUAUAUAUAUAUAUAUUUGUUGAAUGUAUUCAGCAAAUCAGCAGAAUCCUACAGAUUUGAUCUCAUUAGAUUCUUCUAUUAAAUUAUUUCAUUUUACAUAGCAAUAUUUUCAUUUAUGUCUUCUCUGCCUUAUACUGAUGGUUGAAUAUAGUGCCUUGAUAUAGCACAGUUUUGUAAGUCAAGGAGUUUUCACCCACUCCUCCUUGGUUCUUUUCUGGGUAGGUUAUUUGUUGUUUUGGUACUAUUACAAAAGCUGUAGAAUAACCUUUCCUGAGCAGAGGUGUCUGAAAAGCCCUUGUGGAGCUAGACAUCCCUGUUACUUAACCUGACUUUUAUGUUUCAUGGCAAAUAAAAUCUGUUUCAACAA
Pipra filicauda (Wire-tailed manakin) is the source of this 2166-nucleotide messenger RNA. It is a transcript of the gene LTV1, whose product is annotated as LTV1 ribosome biogenesis factor. The record is from RefSeq and is a predicted model, not a curated record. Gene Ontology annotation, biological process: ribosomal small subunit biogenesis; ribosomal small subunit export from nucleus. Gene Ontology annotation, cellular component: cytosol; preribosome, small subunit precursor; nucleus. Lineage: Eukaryota; Metazoa; Chordata; Aves; Passeriformes; Pipridae. Bases 100 to 1518 code for a protein of 472 amino acids. The transcript is spliced from 11 exons.